UGUAGCACACAACGAAUAUUUUAGCAGCAUUAUGAAUUGGAACCCUCUCAUUCUCCUCCUACCAAUAUUCCUUACACCGAGUUAUGGAGUGCGACUACACAAGUUUUUCCAAUUCUUAGACGGAUUCAAAGCCGACUACAAAUUGCGGGGAUACUUACAUCUAGGUUACGACUACGCCGUAUUUUUGCGACUUCCAAAACCACAUGACAAGUUUCUAGUCUACGAAUUGUAUGAAGCGAAGAAGAUAGCGGAUGUCGAACGCACCAAACCUCGUAUACUUGCAAUAUCUAAGGUACCCGUUGAUUUUAUUAAAGAACAGCUUAAAAUAUUCCGCGAAGAACUCUACAAGGCUAAGUAUGUAGAUGAAAAUGUUGUUCCGGGGACCAGAGUGAAAACAUUGAGAGAAUGGCAGCUAGAUAAACUGCUCAGCGGAAACAGAGACGAAACUAAACUGAUUCAGACCCAGCCGUACGUAUUAAGAACGAAAGUCUGA
This is a messenger RNA of Pectinophora gossypiella (pink bollworm), 493 nucleotides long. RefSeq lists its product as uncharacterized. The coding region runs from base 32 to 493 and encodes 153 amino acids. The record is from RefSeq and is a predicted model, not a curated record. The transcript is spliced from 2 exons. NCBI's taxonomy places the organism in Eukaryota, Metazoa, Arthropoda, Insecta, Lepidoptera, Gelechiidae.